GGUCAGCGCGGAAGCGCUCAACAUCCUCCUUGAACAUUCAUGAGCGCAAUUAAGGUUGGCGUUAUCACAGUCAGCGACACGGCGUCGGUGGACGCAGCUGCAGACAGAUCGGGUCCAACGAUCCAGGAGAUCGUUCGGCAACGAGGGCACGGUUGCACACGCUCGGCGAUUCUUCCAGAUGAUGAGCAACGAAUAAGGGAGACAGUAAAAGACUGGUGCUACGACGUCGAAACUCCUGUUGACUGGAUCAUCUCCACGGGGGGAACGGGAUUCGGCGUGCGCGAUCGGACACCUGAAGCGAUUGCCCCUUUAUUGGAGCGCGAGGCAGCAGGAAUCGUUCAUCUACUGCUGGCCGAGUCGUUAAAGCGCACUCCGCUGGCAGCACUAUCUCGACCUGUCGCAGGCACAGUAGGAAACACUCUUGUCAUCACACUUCCUGGCAGUGUGAAGGCAGUCAAAGAAAACAUGGAGGCUUUGUUUGCACAUGGGUUCAUUGAACAUGCCAUCGAUCUCAUCAGAGGAGGAACUGGCAAGCAGGUGCAUACUGCUAUGGGGAAUUCGGGACAUGGUGGAGCCCCGCACCACCACCACCACCAUCAUGAUCACCGCGAGCCUCAGCCUCGGUCAAUUUUAUCUCAUGAUCCUUCUUUGCCUGUUUAUGCUCGUCAUCGCGUUUCACCAUAUUCGCAAAUAUCCCUCGAGGACGCUCUGAAUAUCAUCAUGAAUGAAAUUCAACCACUGGGUGUGGUAUCUCUUCCUGUGACACCUGCGCUGGCUGGUAACAUCCUCGGCGAAGAUGUCUAUGCUCCGCAAAAUGUUCCUUCAUCAAAAACUACCAGCGUAGAUGGCUAUGCGCUUCGCUCGUCUGACCCUCCUGGAACGUACAAGGUUUUGACGUCUAGAACUCACGCCUUGACCGAUAUUCUUCCCGAGGGAUCCAUUUUUCGAAUUAACACGGGAGGGCCCCUCCCAGCAGGAACUGAUACGGUGAUCAUGGUUGAAGACACUGAGCUAUUAUCCACCGCAAAGGAUGCGAAUGGACAGGAUGCAGAAGAAAAAGAGGUGAAAACUCUCGCACAGGUCCCGCCAAACGACAAUAUCCGAGAACCAGGCUCUGACGUACACAAGGGUGACCUUGUGCUUCAGAGAGGCGAGGUCCUGACAAGUCUCGGAGGCGAAGUCGGGACCCUCACGUUUGUCGGGCGAAAAGAGGUCAAAGUGCAUCGCAAGCCCGUUGUCGCUAUUCUGAGCACGGGAAAUGAGCUUCUAGACCUCCAAUCUCCUAACCCACUUCCCUCUGAUGGUUGGGGAGGCAUUUGGGAUACUAACCGGCCCUCACUACAGGCAGCUCUCCAAGGAAUGGGAUAUAAUGUUAUUGACCUUGGGAUUGUUUCCGACGACAUCGACGCGCAUGUGAAAGCAAUAAAACAAGGUCUUGAAAGUGCCGACCUUUUACUCACGACAGGCGGGACAUCCAUGGGAGCAAGCGACCUUCUCAAACCUGUAAUCGAACGUCAGUUCGGGGGCACAAUCCAUUUUGGACGGGUGUCGAUGAAACCUGGAAAGCCAACUACGUUUGGAAGUAUCCCUACAGCGCAAGGAGAACAUGAGAGGAAAUUCAUAUUUGCUCUCCCCGGUAACCCCGCCUCUGCCCUGGUCACAUUCUACGUCUUUGUCAUACCAGCGUUGCGGAAGCUUGGCGGAUGGUCUGGUGAAAGAUGCCACCUACCCCGCGUACGUGUGAAGCUGGGAGAUGCCAUGCGAUUGGACCCUCGUGUUGAAUUCCAUCGUGUGAUCGUGAAAGCUGGGGAGGAAGGUUUACUAGCAACGAGUACAGGUGGCCAGAGGUCGAGUCGGGUUGCAAGCCUGAGCGGAGCGAAUGGCCUUGUGCAACUGCCAACAAAAAGGGAAGGUGGGCCGGAUAGAUUGGAAGUUGGGAGUUAUGCAGAUGCUGUCAUUAUCGGAGAACUGCAGAUGUAAAUCCUACAUUGGCAUAGUCACGCAUCACUAGGAAUGUUCACAAUGAAAUCAAGCUCAAAGUCCUGUAG
Messenger RNA from Suillus subaureus, 2048 nucleotides. RefSeq names its product MoaB/Mog domain-containing protein. Bases 40 to 1980 code for a protein of 646 amino acids. The record is from RefSeq and is a predicted model, not a curated record. Lineage: Eukaryota; Fungi; Basidiomycota; Agaricomycetes; Boletales; Suillaceae. Gene Ontology annotation, molecular function: molybdopterin molybdotransferase activity. The transcript is spliced from 9 exons. Gene Ontology annotation, biological process: molybdenum incorporation into molybdenum-molybdopterin complex; Mo-molybdopterin cofactor biosynthetic process. Gene Ontology annotation, cellular component: cytoplasm; cytosol.